CUGCGCGGCCGCGGACUGACGGACGGGCGUGCGCGGGGGGCGCAGGGCGCGGGGCGCGGGCCUCGGCGGCGGCGGCGGCGGCGGCGGAAGCCUGGUGCCCCCGCCCGCCUGGUCCUCUCUGAGAGCAGAGGCAGCGCCGCGGGCGCGGGGGGCGGCGGCGCGGGGAGGCGCGGGGGGCGCGGAGCGAGCGCGGCCCGCCCGGGCGCCGCCGACCCGGCCCAGCGCACGGACGCGCGGACGGACGGACGGUCGGACGGACGCGGACGGACGCGGCCCCUCCCUGCCGCCGCCGCCCGCCCGGGGCUCCCACCUCGCCGGCGCCGGGCCCGGGAGCGAUGACAUCGACGGGGAAGGACGGCGGCGGGGCGCAGCACGCGCAGUAUGUGGGGCCCUACCGGCUGGAGAAGACGCUGGGCAAGGGGCAGACAGGCCUCGUGAAGCUGGGGAUUCACUGUGUCACAUGCCAGAAGGUGGCCAUCAAAAUUGUCAACCGGGAGAAGCUCAGCGAGUCUGUGUUGAUGAAGGUGGAGCGGGAGAUUGCCAUCCUGAAGCUCAUCGAACACCCUCACGUUCUAAAGCUGCACGAUGUUUAUGAAAACAAAAAAUAUUUAUACCUGGUGCUAGAACACGUGUCUGGUGGAGAGCUCUUCGACUACCUUGUCAAGAAGGGCAGGCUGACCCCCAAAGAGGCUCGGAAGUUCUUCCGACAGAUCAUCUCUGCGCUAGACUUUUGCCACAGCCACUCCAUAUGCCACAGGGAUCUGAAGCCAGAAAACCUUCUACUGGAUGAGAAGAACAACAUCCGAAUCGCGGAUUUCGGCAUGGCGUCGCUGCAGGUUGGCGACAGCCUGCUGGAGACCAGCUGCGGGUCCCCCCACUACGCCUGCCCCGAGGUGAUCCGGGGGGAGAAGUAUGACGGCCGCAAGGCGGACGUGUGGAGCUGCGGCGUGAUCCUGUUCGCCCUGUUGGUGGGGGCUCUGCCCUUUGACGACGACAACCUGAGGCAGCUGUUGGAGAAGGUGAAGCGGGGUGUUUUCCACAUGCCGCACUUCAUCCCACCCGACUGCCAGAGCCUGCUGCGCGGCAUGAUCGAGGUGGACGCGGCCCGGCGCCUCACGCUAGAGCACAUUCAGAAACACAUAUGGUAUAUAGGGGGCAAGAACGAGCCCGAGCCGGAGCAGCCCAUCCCCCGCAAGGUGCAGAUCCGCUCGCUGCCCAGCCUGGAGGACAUCGACCCCGACGUGCUGGACAGCAUGCACUCGCUGGGCUGCUUCCGGGACCGCAACAAGCUGUUGCAGGACCUGCUGUCCGAGGAGGAAAACCAGGAGAAAAUGAUCUAUUUCCUUCUCCUGGACCGGAAAGAAAGGUACCCGAGCCACGAGGACGAGGACCUGCCCCCCAGAAACGAAAUAGACCCUCCUCGGAAGCGUGUGGACUCCCCAAUGCUGAACCGGCACGGCAAGCGGCGGCCGGAACGCAAGUCCAUGGAGGUGCUCAGCGUGACAGACGGCGGCUCCCCGGUGCCCGCGCGGCGGGCCAUCGAGAUGGCCCAGCAUGGCCAGAGUAAAGCAAUGUUCAGUAAAAGCCUGGAUAUCGCUGAAGCCCACCCCCAAUUCAGCAAAGAAGACAGGUCCAGGUCUAUCAGCGGCGCCUCCUCGGGCCUCUCCACCAGCCCGCUGAGCAGCCCCCGGGUGACCCCUCACCCCUCUCCAAGGGGUAGUCCCCUCCCCACCCCUAAGGGGACGCCCGUGCACACGCCCAAGGAGAGCCCGGCAGGCACACCCAACCCCACGCCACCAUCCAGCCCCAGCGUCGGAGGGGUGCCCUGGAGGACACGGCUUAACUCCAUCAAGAACAGUUUCCUGGGGUCACCUCGCUUCCACCGCCGGAAAUUGCAGGUUCCAACACCCGAGGAGAUGUCCAACCUGACCCCGGAGUCGUCCCCAGAGCUCGCCAAGAAGUCUUGGUUUGGGAACUUCAUCAACCUGGAGAAGGAGGAGCAGAUCUUCGUGGUUAUCAAGGACAAGCCCUUGAGCUCCAUCAAAGCCGACAUUGUUCACGCCUUCCUGUCGAUCCCCAGCCUCAGCCACAGCGUCAUCUCCCAGACCAGCUUCCGGGCUGAGUAUAAGGCGACAGGGGGCCCGGCGGUGUUCCAGAAGCCGGUCAAGUUCCAGGUGGACAUCACCUACACCGAGGGCGGGGCAGCGCAGAAGGAGAAUGGCAUCUAUUCUGUCACAUUCACGCUCCUGUCAGGCCCGAGCCGCCGCUUCAAGAGGGUCGUGGAGACCAUUCAGACCCAGCUACUGAGCACACACGACCAGCCCUCCGCCCAGCAUUUGUCAGACACCACUAACUGUAUGGAAAUGAUGACGGGGAGGCUUUCCAAAUGUGGCAGCCCAUUGAGUAACUUCUUUGACGUAAUUAAACAACUUUUUUCAGACGAGAAGAACGGGCAGGCGGCCCAGGCCCCCAGCACGCCCGCCAAGCGGAGUGCCCACGGCCCACUCGGUGACUCCGCGGCCGCUGGCCCUGGCCCUGGAGGGGACGCCGAGUACCCAACGGGCAAGGACACGGCCAAGACGGGGCCGCCCGCCGCCCGCCGCGAGCAGCCUUAGACACAUAGCCCCCUCCCCCAGCACGGCCCUGACAGUGGCCCCCAAGGCCGCCCCGCCGCCCGCCCGCCCGCCGCCGCCCGCCCGCCCGCGUGGACCCGGGGCCGCGCCCGUCCGCCCGGCUAGACUGUUGCGGAGCCGGGGAGGAAAGGAAAGGGGGCACCGGGGGCCAGCGCCUGCGGCGGGGCCCGCCCGUGCUCGCUCUUUCUCUCACUGUCUCUCUCUCUGCCUGCCUCUGACAACGCCACUGUUUCCGCUCUGAUACCAGGAAUUAUCCCGAAAAGUUAACAUGUCACCUCCACGAGGCCGUCCUCUGUGCUCCGCGCCGGACACCGGCUGACCGAAGGCAGCUGCCGCGGACCCGCCCUCUCUCGUCUCCUGCUGCUGCCGCCCGCGGCGAGGCCCCGCCCACCCGCGCGCCGCCCGCCCCGCCCGCGGCGAGGCCCCGCCCACCCGCGUGGCGGCUCAGCGCCGGCCGGCCGGCCGGCCGGGCUCCGGACUCGCGGCGACCUCCCCGGCCGGGCCGCGGCGGGCGGGACAGCCCAAGUCACCGGCCCGCCGGCCAGCCUGCACGCGGCCUCCCCCGGCACGGCCCCUGCCUGCAGCCGCCCGCCCGCCCCGCCGCUCGCUCGCGUCCACCCGCCCCCUUCCCUCCCCCCCCCCCCCCCCCCACCUUCCCCGCUCGCCUGGGGCUGCAGCGUGCUCUCGCGCUUGGCGACCCUGCCUGGCCCGGGUGGACCCUGACCCUGCAGGCACCGGAGCCGCCUGCCUGCUCCACGGCUGGCCGAGAUCAGUAUUAUUUAUUUGCUGUUUUAACUUACUGAGUUUCUUUCACUUCUCUGUUCAGGGAAGGGGCAGCAGCAGCGUCCUCCUGCCAUCUGUGUGUCUUGGGCGGGGCGGGGUCUGGGGCCGAGGAGGCGCCCUGAGGAGGGAGCCGUCGGAGCGCUGGGGGGCGGCGGGGGCAGGCCGGUGGGUGCAGCGCCGGCAAGCUACUGUAAACUUUAAAGAAUUCCUGCAAGAUAUUUUUAUAAACUUUUUUUUCUUGGUUGUUUUUGGAAAAGGGUGGGGGGGUGGGGGGAGCCGCUGGGGCAGGGCUAGGUUUUGUGUUCAGGUCUUUGCUCUUGGUUCUUUCUAUAUACAUACACAUAUAUAUAUUUAAAGAACGGCGCGGUUCGCUCUGUCCCAUGUUCUGUCCGGUUACUGUGUAGACGCAACUCCAGUCCCACGGGGUGGGGGGGUAGGGACGGGGCAGGGCGCUGUCUCCCAGCAGGAUGGCCCUGCCCAGGGCCCCUCUGUCAGGCCCAGGCUGGGGACCAUCUUGGUUUUGUCUGAGAGUGGGGGUCGGAGGAAGGCCCUGGGCUGGCUCCCACACACGGGACAGCAGAGGCACCGCAGGGUUUUUUACUAAAAUGACAAAAAGUAAAAAAAAAGAAAAAAGAAAAAAAAGUUGGCGGCGUCCUCCGCAGUGUGUGUUCUCUGUACACAGCAAGGUCACGGGGUGUGGCCGCCUCACUCCGUCCCUGUCCCCAGCUUCUGCCUGUUUCUGUUGGUGGGCCCGGUCCCUCCAGGCUGGCACAGGCCCCCGUGGUGUUGAGAGUGCGCGGGGGUGGGGGGUGGGGGGGGGGGUGCCUGGCCGCUGUUGGGAGGCACCAGGCCAGCGGCGGGCCAGGAUGGCAGGUUUUGAUUGCAUGCCUUCGCUGUAACGAGUCCACUUUGCUUUUGGUGUGUCUUCCGCCUCCCCGCCCGCCCUGCCCCCCUCCCAUCGUGGACAGCUUUUAAUGCUUCUGUUACAUUGACCCCCCCCCCCCCACCACCACCACAGGCUGGGAUUUCAAUACAUAAGAAACAAUUAAACACCUAUAACAGCAUAAGCCACGCGGUACAAGCGGGAGGGGCUUCUCCAGAGACAGAAGACACCGAAAGCAAUACCUCUUGUUAGCCUUCCUCUUUUGUACUCGGGACACACGCAGACGUCACGGAAACGAACAAGCCCCACCCCGUGUAUCCCCUGUCAAAUAACUGUGAGCAACCUUAGUUCUGGAACAAUAAAUUCCUUCAGUAAAAAUA
This is a messenger RNA of Neofelis nebulosa (Clouded leopard), 4679 nucleotides long. It is a transcript of the gene BRSK2, whose product is annotated as BR serine/threonine kinase 2. Gene Ontology annotation, cellular component: cytoplasm. The coding region runs from base 336 to 2615 and encodes 759 amino acids. Gene Ontology annotation, molecular function: protein serine/threonine kinase activity; tau-protein kinase activity; ATP binding. The record is from RefSeq and is a predicted model, not a curated record. The transcript has 21 exons. Gene Ontology annotation, biological process: intracellular signal transduction; microtubule cytoskeleton organization; protein phosphorylation. NCBI's taxonomy places the organism in Eukaryota, Metazoa, Chordata, Mammalia, Carnivora, Felidae.